This is a messenger RNA of Chaetomium strumarium, 3575 nucleotides long. RefSeq names its product nuclear pore protein 84/107. The record is from RefSeq and is a predicted model, not a curated record. The coding region runs from base 268 to 3114 and encodes 948 amino acids. The transcript has 7 exons. Gene Ontology annotation, cellular component: nuclear pore outer ring; nuclear pore. Lineage: Eukaryota; Fungi; Ascomycota; Sordariomycetes; Sordariales; Chaetomiaceae. Gene Ontology annotation, molecular function: structural constituent of nuclear pore. Gene Ontology annotation, biological process: post-transcriptional tethering of RNA polymerase II gene DNA at nuclear periphery; mRNA export from nucleus; protein import into nucleus.
GUCCGUUCUUUCAAGCCGCAUUUACGCGGUUCACGCUCUUAUGGUAAGAACAGCAACCGUUGGGUCUGCGCAUGUUGACCUCGAACAGCCGACAAGCGAUUGCAUUGGCUCCCUUUCUUCAAGAACAAGCCAACCCGCGCAUCAUCUCCUCAGGAUGCGAUAGAGAACAAACUAAAUCAACUCUGCAAGUUCCACGGUUCUACAUCCAUACAGAACCGGAAGUUGGAACACACAUUGCAUUCCUACCUUCCACAACCCGCUCUUAGAAUGGCGCCGGCAUUUGAUUACCCGGCCACAGACGAGAGCUCUCGGGCAAGCUCACAAAGUCCAGCUCCAGGCCCGGUGCAAGAUGAAAUGGCAGACCUCGACGCCACAUAUCAGGAUGGCACCAUCCGUGCGGGUGAAGAGGUCGACUACUUCGCCGCCCAACUCGACCGCUACAACACCGACCUAGACGGGUCGCCAGCCGAGAAGCGCGCCCAGGUCUUUAAGCUCGUCGACUCUUACUACACCUACACACGCAAGAGGGUCGAUCGGUUACGUGAGCGCCAAUCCCGGGAGCGAUCUGCGCGAGGACGAGUGAACUGGCAAAGGGAGGGUUCAGGUGACAUGGAUAUCGAUGAAGUUGACGAAGGGAACGAUCCAGUCGCUUCUCCGGAACAGCUGCGCCGUCUAGAAGAGGAAGCGCAGACAUGGGACCUUCUACGACGGAUUCUACCUUUGCGGUACCGUGAUGCAAGCGUCUCGCAGCAGAAAAUGACCGACGGCGCCUCGACUAGGACGCGCCGGCAAUGGUGGAACGAAUUUAUGGUCUCGGAUUCGGUCGCGCGCGAGAGGAAGAUUGUACUCGAAUGGCUCCAGAGCAGUGCGAGUUACGGGCCGCCCAUUGAUGAGGUCGUGAGCGAACUACAGCAGAGCGCCGAGAGAGGCGACAUAGUUGCGCACGGCUGGCUUCAUACGCGCCACAAGAUCAAACUACAAAAGAGCGUUAACGGCUACCAAGGCGUGCUAGAUCCGAACGACGCCACGGCUGCCCAGUCGCACCUGGGCUCCAAAACGCUCAUCACUCAACUGGACCCGGAUGCUGUCACACGUCAGGCGCGGAAAUUGGAGCGCCAGGACGAAUUCUUUGAGCACGCCAUCUGGCUGGGUUGCUUUGAGAUGCUUCGCCGCGGCUGCUCCAUGUCCGAGAUCAGGGAAUGGUGCUCCGAGAGAAUGGAGCUCUGGAGGGCCGCUUCGAUCGCCCCCUUACCGCUCUCCAACCCCGAGGACGAAGAGCAGCACGAUUUCGAUCCGGGUUCCCUUGUUUUAUGGAGGCGGAUGUGUUUCGCGGCUGCCCGAGAAGGCGGGACAGGAGACCAUGAUAGGGCUGUCUACGGGCUACUUGCGGGUGAUAUCGCGAGUGUGGAGAAAGUGUGCAAGUCGUGGGACGAUUUCCUGUUCGCGCAUUACAAUGCCCUGCUCAGGACGCAGUUCGACCUCUACCUGGCCAAACAUGGCGGCGACAGCGCAGCAAAUGCCGCCGAGCAUUUUCCUUCUUUCAAUGCCGUCCUGCACCACAGCGAUCCCAUGACGGUCAGUAAGCGCCUCAUUGCGUCCCUAGAGACAGAUCCGAGGACAAGCAGGGAGGCGAUACGGACCGCAAAGGCGCUACAAGGCGCUAUUGUCGCGAACGAAGUAGACCGGCACCUUUUCUAUCAAGGUGUGACGCUAUCCAGGCAUGCGAACCAGAAGCAAAAGUCCAAGUUGAUCCCUGAAGUACCACUACCUUCGCUUGAACACUUCAAGCAGGAAAAGUACUUCGAUCUGUCGGAACAUGACGGCCUCCGUAUACUGGCCCACGUUCUCAUCAUCAUCUCCACCCUUGACCGCCUCACCGGGUUCACGAAGGAUAGAGGGCCCCUUCAGGUACGGCAUCAGGCGCAAGAGAACAUCAUCGCCGCCUACAUAAGCUACCUCCGCCUCGCCAACCUCGAGGAACUGAUCCCGCUGUACUGCUCCAAAUUGCACGGUACCCGGUUGUACGAGACGCUGAGCAGAAACUUGAUCCAUAUUGUCGACGUCGACGCGCGGGCACACCAAUUGGCCAUAAUGAGGCAGCUGGGGCUCGAUCUGGCUGAGUUUGCCAAGUCACAGCCGUUGAUGUAUCUGGAAGACGUCCGUGACAAGUCGCUGCGGUGCGAGGCCACGGGGCAGUUCAAGAUCCUCGAAAGCGGUCCGCCAACCCUCAAAUACGGCCGGAUCGUGAAACCCGAUUUCUUUGGCGAGGAUGCUGAGUUUGUUGAUCAAGAAGACGAGUUGAUAAUCCGCGCCAUGGAAUGGCUCAUGCACGUUCCGGGCUUGUUGGUGGAGACAUGCACAUAUGCAAUCCGGGUGUACAAGUAUCUCCUGAAACGGAUGCGGUUGCGCGCUGCCCGCGCCUUCAGCGAUCGGGUGCCUGGGAGGGAGAUUGUUAGGACCAAAUCGCCCACCCCAGUCAGGGAGGCGAGCGAGGAUUCCGGUCCCGACUGGUUUGAGGAGUUCUCCAACGGCGAGUUUACGGCCGAGUUUCUCGAGGCAUGCCAGCUAGGCAAGGAUCAGCUCGUCACUCUCGUGCGGAACGUGUGGGAGCUCGAGUGCCUUGUCCGCGCUCUGGAUUCCAUGGAAACCCUGUCCUCGUUGGCCGGGCUCAGCAGGGAGGAAAGCAGCACCUCGCGCGAGAUGUGGCAGCACACAAGCCAGGAGGUUCGCUCAGCCAAGGCGUGUAUGCAGCCGGUCCUGAAGAAUUGGCUGUUGGUGUCCAACGAAGUGGACAAGGAUUUCCAACAACUUCGCGAGGCCUAUAUCCCGGAGACGGUGCUGGCUUACAUUAGCUGCCUACACUUUGCAGGCACAUCCCUUUCGCGCGACAACCUCCUGGAGUGCAUGGAGCUUGCAGCAGUGAUUGCUGAGAAGGGGUCGGAUGUGGCCCAAGAAUUCAUGCGGUGCGGCAGGAUGAAGGAGCUUGUCGAGGCCUUUGCGUCGUGCAGCAAGGCGCUGGCAAUCUGGACCAGCGACAAGAAAGCGUCGCAGGCAAACUCCAAGAAGAUCAGAGAGAUGGGAUGGUCACGAGAGUUGUGGUCUGUCAGACCAUGAACAACCACAAGCGCUAGAGGCAUACAAUAUGGACAGAGUGAAAGCUAUGACUGCUUCGGACUGGCGGACUGGGAAAGAGAUUAUUGGGUUGUGUGGUCUGGCUACAGCAUUGCCAGGCGUGAGCACACCGUGGAUAUAUGCACCCCGGAAGCCCCCCUUGGGUACGCCUAAGGCGCGAUCAACAAUUCUGUAGCGAUACUUGGGUACUAUGCCCCGUUGCGCAUUUACGUGCCAGCGGCUCGCUGCGUGCGGUGGAUAUUGGGUUGUCCAUGCGCCCUGGGAUGCAUGAUCGUCAUGUUUGUUAUCAUAGGGUGCCUGCGAGUCUGGGCUGGGUUUAGGAGCAUUGCCUGAAAUCUGAAUGUUGUUGGGGGUAGAUGGCGAUGCUUUUCAUUGGAAGAUCAGGAGAGGACUGGAUCUGAUAAUGGCCUUACGUGUGUGCUACACUAGACUAGAUAUCGUCA